Messenger RNA from Paramuricea clavata, 474 nucleotides. The record is from the annotation of a GenBank genome assembly. NCBI's taxonomy places the organism in Eukaryota, Metazoa, Cnidaria, Anthozoa, Malacalcyonacea, Plexauridae.
AUGAGGCAUUUACUUAUCCAUUUAGACCAUGGGAUGUGUGAUGGUACCGAAGAUGGGGUGGUGCCAUGGGUACCGAAGAUGGAGUGGUGCCAAACAGCGAAACCACUGACAACUUCUACCUACUACCUGAAAGAAUUGUCAAGAGAAGGCCAGGCUAAGAUCAACGGUAGCGACUGGAGGAACAUAGAAUGCCGACUGGAUGAGAAAUGCAAUGCACAGUUCAAAACUGUUGGCAACCAGAUGGUGAUCAAAGUGAGACAGCCAUUUGUCCAGACUUAUGACCGAGUUGAAGUGUUUGUUAAUUAUGGUGGCCUGAAAGAAUAUUGGAUUCCUUUGAUCCUGGAAAAUCAAUCAAACAAUCUGUUUCCACAGCAAAUGACCAAAAUUGUUCGCUGGCUUAACAAGACUUGUGAGUGCAGCUGGACAACCACUAAGCAAAGAGAUUGGAUCGUGUCUGUAAUAAAAUCACUGUAA